AUGCUGUUGACACCUGCUGAUUUUAGUAAAUGGGAAGAGGACCCUGAAGGGUGGGCGAUCUCUUUAGAUUCAGAAAAUUGGGAGUUUGAAUUAAGGCCUUGUGCUGAAAUGACUUUUAUGAACUUGUUAUCUCAGUACCGUGAUCAACUUGUACCCAUCAUGUUAAAUUUGGUUGAACGUGUAGCGAAUGUCACGGAUCACCAAAGUUUAUUAUUUAAAGACGCUGUCUAUGAUGCCAUUGGGCUGGGUGUCAAUUCGCUUUAUGGUAGAUUGGAUUUCGAACCUUUUGUCAUGAAUCGACUUGUGGUUGAAUUACAAAACAAGGAUCCCAAUUUCAAAAUCCUUCGACGUCGUAUUGCAUGGAUGCUUGGUAAAUGGGUGACAGAAGGGAUCAGUGCGGAUUGUCGUCAAGUUAUUUACGAAAUCCUGUUGGAAUUGAUGUCAGAAGAGGAAGAUUUGGUUGUGCGUUUAACGGCUGCGCAUGGAUUGAAACAAGCAGUAGAUGAUUGGGAUUUUGAUAUUGAUAUUGUGCUACCUUAUUUGGGUCGCGCCAUGUCCUUACUCUUGAAUUUGUUGAAUGAGGUGGAGGAAUCGGAUACUACGAUGAAAUUAAUUUCUUAUCUCACUGCUAUCAUGGAUCGAACCAGCAUCAAUAUGAUUCCUUAUGCCGCCCAGAUCAUUCAACUAUUGACACCUUUAUGGGGACCAAACACAGAGCCAUUACUUCAAUCCUCUCUUGUCGUCACAUUCACCAAGAUCACCAGCGAGGCACAUAUUUAUUUACUGGAGGAUUCCUUGGACUUGUGGUGGAGUCUUUUACAAAGUACACCUAGUUCUAGUGCAGAACUGAUGUCACUUUUACCCGUUGCCUUGGAAUUAUUAGAUUACGAUACAGAGAAUUUACGUAAAGUGCUGAAAAUUAUUGAUAGCUAUAUCUUGUUGGAUCCUCAAUCCACUUUACAAUCCCCCCAUACUGCUGUCUUAUUUUCUAAAUUGGCUUCCAAGAUUGGUAACUGUCGAGAACAAGCAGCUUCUUAUAUUACACAUACUGUGGAUUUAGCGUUACAGGGAGUACCUUUGCAAGUGUAUGGGGAGACGCUUGUGCAAUCAGGACUAUUAUCUAAUGUUUUAAGUGUUUUGCUUCAAGAUCAGAUGUACGGAUAUGCUAUCAUGAAUUAUAUGAACUUGUUUGCUCGCUUAUCUAUUUAUGAUGCAAACUUUGCUAUUCAUGUGAUUCAGCUGACUGGUCAGCAACAGCAGAUUCCUGGCGACUUUUUUGGUGAUAUCAUGGAUAAAUGGCUGGAUAAAUUUGACAAUGUGAGCCAAGCAAGAGCUAGAAAAUUGGCAUGCAUUGGGUAUACAAAUUUAAUUUUGACUGGCAAUACCACAGUUUUAAAUAGAUUGCCUAAUUUGAUGGCGAUCUGGAGUGAUGUAGGACCUGAAAUGAAGGACAGUGAUGGAUCAGAGUAA
Messenger RNA from Mucor mucedo, 1470 nucleotides. Its product is annotated as armadillo-type protein. The transcript has 6 exons. Bases 1 to 1470 code for a protein of 489 amino acids. Gene Ontology annotation, cellular component: nuclear envelope; cytosol. The record is from RefSeq and is a predicted model, not a curated record. Lineage: Eukaryota; Fungi; Mucoromycota; Mucoromycetes; Mucorales; Mucoraceae. Gene Ontology annotation, biological process: protein import into nucleus.